GUGUGGUGCUAAGUGCCCUGGCCCUGGCCUUGUGCCUGGCCGGCGCAAUGAGCGUCGGUGACGGCUGCUCAGGCUGGCUAGCGUCCGGCCGCUGCCGGCUGGUGUCUGGGGUGCAGAAGCUUUGGAAGCUGGGCCACAGGACGCUGCUCCUGGUCCUGUUUGCUUUUGGCCUGGGGGCUCUCACUGCUACUGCCUCGUCUUGCUCUGCGAGCCGAGCAGAGCCUUACCUCCCCGUAACGGAUGUUCAGGCCGAGCCCGAGACAAAGGAUGCCAAGGGUGGAGUGGACAAGUGUCGGCUGUGCAAGGUGCGGAUGGGCGUCUUCACCUGCACAGUCUUCGCGACUGUGGGGACAUUGGCAUGGACCCUCUUCCAUGCCUACAAGGGGACCUGCCAGCUGGCGGCGGACCUUCAGGAACUGCGGAUCAUCUACAUCACGCGCGCGCAGCCGCGGAACUACGGGAAGCGUCUGCAAGGCCAGUUGGACACCUGGAUGGACGACAUCUCCAGGGAGGAUCUCCUCGUGACGUCCUUCGUUCUCCAACCUGACAAGAAGCUCUCCGAGAGGGAUCGGCAAUCGGUCAUGGAGUUCAACUGCCCUGACAACCACGCCCUGGGUGUUUGCUGCGUCGAGGCCAAUGCGCUUAUCCAGAUGGAGAAUCGGACGUUUGACUGGGUCUUCAUCGUAGAUGACGAUGUGUACGUGGUGGUGGAGAACCUUAGGCGCGUGCUCGCUCGGCUACAUCCCCGCUCAGAGCUGCAAACUGAAGCUUUGGGCUACGGCAUCACAGGCUGUGUGACGAAAGGACGCCCCUGUGGCUUCUGUGGCGGAGGCGGGUACGCCUUGAGCUACAAGGCUGUCAAGGUCCUGCUGGGCAACGACACACGCAAGUUCUUCAAGAGGUACAUGAGGGACUGCGAGAACACGAAGUACUGCGACGUCACGACAGAAUGCCUGGCCGUGGAGAACGGCACCAAGGUCCAUACGAUGCAUGGCCUGCACCCCUGGAGAGUCGGGAACCCCACGUGGAACUUGACCGCCUUGGAAGGCUUCUUCCAUGCUCCUGGUGGUGGCCAGCUGCAGGAGUGUCCCAUCAGCUUUCACUACGUCCAAGAGUCGAAGACCAUGAAGAAAGCGCACGACCUGGCCAAGAAGUAUGUCCCUGCCUUUGGCAUGGCCUCGUCACAAGCGGCAGACGGCUUUUGGUGUUAG
Molecule: messenger RNA, 1211 nt
Organism: Symbiodinium natans
Lineage: Eukaryota; Dinophyceae; Suessiales; Symbiodiniaceae
Source: the annotation of a GenBank genome assembly